CUGGUUUUGCUGCAUUAGUUAGGUACUUUUUUAUAUUUUAUCAACCCAAAAGAUGAGGUACAGUACAAGCCAGAUGAUAACAUCAAACUAUUGAAACCAUCAGACUCCGAAAAAGCUGUAUACUUUUGUUUCAAACUUUUCAGUGAUGUCAAAUGAAUAUUCAUUCAGUUUAACAACUUUUAGUCCUUCUGGAAGACUUUUACAGAUUGAGCAUGCAAUCAAUGCUGUGAAUAAUCAUGGACAAUUGGCUCUAGGUAUCAAAGCGAAAAAUGGUGUUGUUGUCGUGACACAACGGUCAACAACAAAUAAUGUCCUAAUUGAUAAAUCAACUUUAAGUAAAGCUGAACCUGUCACAACGCAUAUAGGAUGUGUUUUUUCUGGAAUGCCCACAGAUUUUCGAGUUAUUCUAGGUCGUGCGAGAAAAGAAGCACAAGUAUAUUAUCAAAUUUAUAAAGAACCUAUUCCAGUCCUUCAAUUAGUUCGACGUGUUGCUGAAGUUGUACAGGAAUAUACUCAAUCAGGAGGUGUUCGUCCUUUCGGUGUUUCUUUGUUGAUAUCUGGGUAUGAUAAAGGGGGGCCUCAGCUUUAUCAAAUUGAUCCUAGUGGGACUUAUUUCGCAUGGAAAGCAACGGCUUUGGGAAAACAUAGUUUGAAUGCUAAAACGUUUUUAGAAAAACGGUAUUCUGAGGAAAUGGAAUUAGAGGAUGCUUUGCAUACUGCCCUUUUAACUCUCAAAGAAAGUUUUGAAGGAUCAAUGAACGAAAAUGACGUUGCUAUUGGAGUUGUUCGUGAAAACGAACCUUUUCGAAGCUUAUCAUCUUCUGAAGUUAAAGAUUAUAUUUUAGAAGUUCAGUGACGUGUAUACAAUGUAUAAACAAAAUUAUUAAACUAAAUUGAAUUGUAUGUUACAUACUUUAACGUGAUGAAAUAACAAUUCAUUAACAUUUUUUUAAAUCAUAACUCUUAGUAAUAGCUAUCUCU
This is a messenger RNA of Hylaeus volcanicus, 981 nucleotides long. RefSeq lists its product as uncharacterized. The transcript has a single exon. Gene Ontology annotation, biological process: ubiquitin-dependent protein catabolic process. Gene Ontology annotation, cellular component: proteasome core complex; proteasome core complex, alpha-subunit complex. The coding region runs from base 146 to 856 and encodes 236 amino acids. Lineage: Eukaryota; Metazoa; Arthropoda; Insecta; Hymenoptera; Colletidae. The record is from RefSeq and is a predicted model, not a curated record.